Xylona heveae TC161 is the source of this 793-nucleotide messenger RNA. Its product is annotated as pre-mRNA branch site protein p14. Bases 82 to 429 code for a protein of 115 amino acids. The transcript is spliced from 5 exons. Gene Ontology annotation, cellular component: cytoplasm; ribonucleoprotein complex; nucleus. Gene Ontology annotation, molecular function: mRNA binding. NCBI's taxonomy places the organism in Eukaryota, Fungi, Ascomycota, Xylonomycetes, Xylonales, Xylonaceae. The record is from RefSeq and is a predicted model, not a curated record.
AUCAACAACAUCCCGGUUCUAUCAACCAUUCUCAUUUGCGCGAAUCAGCCAAGAGCUGUCUUGCUAUCAAUCAAGAGAGAUAUGAGUCGCGGCGGGAAAUUGGCGCCUGAAGUCAAUCGCGCUUUGUUUGUCAAGAAUCUAAGCUACAACGUAACUCCCGAGGAGCUCUUCGACCUCUUUGGCAAGUUUGGACCUGUGCGUCAAAUACGUUCGGGUAUCGCGAACAACACAAAGGGCACUGCAUUUGUUGUAUAUGAGGACGUAUUAGAUGCAAAGCAAGCCUGUGAUAAGUUGAACGGCUUCAACUUUCAAAAUCGUUAUCUAGUCGUAUUAUAUCACCAGCCCGAGAAGAUGAUGAAGUCAAGUAGAGAUUUGGCCGAGCGCCGAGAAGAAUUAGAAAAGCUCAAACAGCAACACGGUAUAGAAUAACAUUUCUGCAGCCCACAGCGUCUAUCUGUGGGUCGAGAGUUAUUUGGGCGCGUGGAAAAUGAGAGGCCACGGAACGUGGGGCAGGCCAUCUCUCAUCCUUGCUUUCUAUGGUUGUUCGGCGUUCAGGGCGGAUUAUUAUAUUGGCGGCCGAUUCUGGGACGGCUCGCCCUUGGGCUGAGGAGAGAGGACUCUGGGUUGAAGUCCUCUCUUUUUUCUAUGUGCUUUGGGUUCAUUGCCUCGAUUUAGCUUAUUCGGGCGGGUAUAUCAAAUAUGAACAAGCAGGUGGCUUUUCGCUCACGAUGGCUGCCAUAGCGAGCAAUAUAACUUGACAUUGUUUCUACUCCACUCAAUCAUGAUCCAAGCG